UCUCUCUCUCUCUCUCUCUCUCUCUCUCUCUCUCUCUCUCUCUCUCUCUCUCUCUCUCUCUCUCUCUCUCUCUCUCUCUCUCUCUCUCUCUCUCUCUCUCUCUCUCUCUCUCUCUCUCUCUCUCUCUCUCUCUCUCUUUCUCUCUCUUUCUCUCUGCCUCCCCCUCCCUCUCUCUCUAUUUAUUUAUUUAUCUUCUUCUCUCUCUCUCUCUGUAUAUAUGUUUCCUGUAUAGUUCCCAGUAUAUGCACUAGAUUGUCUCACUAUACUUAGUGUUAUGAAACCAACUUGCCUGCUUUGGAUUUAUCCAGGUGUUUCUAAGCCCUUCAAGUUUACCUUCAGUAUCCGCCAGCCCCAUCGAUGCAGCGCUAAGCAGCCAAUGAUGAGCGCUGUGGUUUGAUUGACAUGUCUAAAGUGCUAUCAGACAGGUGUCUGGUUACAGACCCGCCCUAUAUGACAGCAUUAAGGGUUGCGUCUGCUGCAGUCUCAAUGUGGAUGAAACUCCACGUUUCCUCAACUUCUAUCUCUUCCCGAAAACAAGAAGAGUAUUCAUAGACAUGUUUUGACUAUACUUUAUUACAAUCAUCCGUCUCCGCUGUCUUGAUCUCUGAGAACAAAGCAGAUUUUGAUAUCACUGACAAGGUGUGGCUUGUUGGGUAGCUAGACUCAGCAGGCAGAAGGAGAAACAGAUACUCACCUCUCAGCUUCGUUCCUCCUUUUAUCUCUCUCUGUUCAUCCUCUCCGUUCCAGGGGUAUGUGUGUGUUCCUCCUCUUCUCUCCUCUCCGUUCCUCCUCUUCCUCCUCUUCUCUCCUCUCCGUUCCAGGGGUAUGUGUGUGUUCCUUCUCCUCUCUCCUCUCCGUUCCUCCUCUUCCUCCUCUUCUCUCCUCUCCGUUACUCCUCUUCCUCCUCUUCUCUCCUCUCCGUUCCAGGGGUAUGUGUGUGUUCCUUCUCCUCUCUCCUCUCCGUUCCUCCUCUUCCUCCUCUUCUCUCCUCUCCGUUCCUCCUCUUCCUCCUCUUCUCUCCUCUCCGUUACUCCUCUUCCUCCUCUUCUCUCCUCUCCGUUCCAGGGGUAUGUGUGUGUUCCUCCUCUUCUCUCCUCUCCGUUCCUCCUCUUCCUUCUCUUCUCUCCUCUCCGUUCCUCCUCUUCCUCCUCUUCUCUCCUCUCCGUUCUAGGGGUAUGUGUGUGUUCCUUCUCUUCUCUCCUCUCCGUUACUCCUCUUCCUUCUCCUCUCUCCUCUCCGUUCUAGGGGUAUGUGUGUGUUCCUUCUCUUCUCUCCUCUCCGUUCCUCCUCUUCCUCCUCUUCUCUCCUCUCCGCUCCAGGGGUAUGUGUGUGUUCCUCCUCUUCUCUCCUCUCCGUUCCUCCUCUUCCUCCUCUUCUCUCCUCUCCGCUCCAGGGGUAUGUGUGUGUUCCUCCUCUUCUCUCCUCUCCGUUCCUCCUCUUCCUCCUCUUCUCUCCUCUCCGCUCCAGGGGUAUGUGUGUGUUCCUCCUCUUCUCUCCUCUCCGCUCCAGGGGUAUGUGUGUGUUCCUCCUCUUCUCUCCUCUCCGUUCCAGGGUAUGUGUGUGUUCCUGGUCAGUUGAGAUGUUCUUGUCCUUUGAGUGUGCCAUUGCUCUCCACUUAUCUCAACUCAAUGUCCGUUCUUUGUCCCACCUUUCUUAUUGUCCUCUCCCAUCCUCCUCGUCUCUCCUUUCUCAUCCUCCUCUUCUCUCCUUUCUCAUCCUCCUCUUCUCUCCUUUCUCAUCCUCCUCUUCUCUCCUCUCUCAUCCUCCUCUUCUCUCUCCUCUUCUCUCCUCUCUCAUCCUCCUCUUCUCUCCUCUCUCAUCCUCCUCUUCUCUCCUUUCUCAUCUUCUUCAUACGUCUCCUGUCUUUUUUUUAAUCCAUUCGCUCCAUUUAACUUCUGUCCCCUUCCUCUCAUCCUCUUCAUCCUUAUUUUGUUCUCCUCGUCCAGCCCUGUUCUCCUCUCCUGCUCUCCUCUCCUCCUCCUCUCGUCCUCCUCCUCCUCUCCUCUUCCUCUCGGUCUUCUCUCCUCUCAUCUCUUCUACCACUUUCCCUCCUCGUUCAUCCUCUUCUCCACCUUCUGUCUCUACUCCUCACCGUCCUCUCUCUCUGUCAUUCCCCUCCCCUCUCCUCUCUUUCCCUCCUCUUCCUGUCAGUGUGUCUAGUAUUACACAGGGCUCCAGCCUUGUCUUCCAUUAGGGGCCCAGGGGACAGAACCCCAGCCCAGAUAUUGAUCCCUGGGAUGAGGAAGGGAACCUGAGACGCUCCCCUGUGUCCUUCAGAUCCAUCCAUGGAGAUAAUGGAGCUAUCGAUCUCCCUGUUGUUGUUUUUUACAUAAGAAAGAAUAUAAAAUACGCUCUUUUCACUUUUCAUAUAGCAGAUGCUCUUUUCCAGAGCGACUUACAGUGAGUGCAUGAGUUUCAUUAUUUUUCAUAUCCUGCCUUUCAAUCUUACCCUAGGAGGUAACAUGUUUCACCCCUUCUACUACACCGGGGGUAUUUAAACCCUAGGAGGUAACAUGUCUCACCCCUUCCACUACACCGGGGGUAUUUAAACCCUAGGAGGUAACAUGUCUCACCCCUUCCACUACACCGGGGGUAUUUAAACCCUAGGAGGUAACAUGUUUCACCCCUUCUACUACACCGGGGGUAUUUAAACCCUAGGAGGUAACAUGUCUCACCCCUUCCACUACACCGGGGGUAUUUAAACCCUAGGAGGUAACAUGUCUCACCCCUUCCACUACACCGGGGGUAUUUAAACCCUAGGAGGUAACAUGUUUCACCCCUUCUACUACACCGGGGGUAUUUAAACCCUAGGAGGUAACAUGUUUCACCCCUUCCACUACACCGGGGGUAUUUAAACCCUAGGAGGUAACAUGUCUCACCCCUUCUACUACACCGGGGGUAUUUAAACCCUAGGAGGUAACAUGUCUCACCCCUUCCACUACACCGGGGGUAUUUAAACCCUAGGAGGUAACAUGUCUCACCCCUCUCUCUCUCUCUGUCUCUCUCUCUCUCUCUCUCUCUCUCUCUCUCUCUCUCUCUGUCUCUCUCUCUCUCUCUCAUUUAAAUUCAAGGGGCUUUAUUGGGAAACAUGUUUACGUUGCAAUAAACAAUAAAAAGUCACACUCAGACAAGUUAGAUGUGUGGGUUCCUUGAGCGGUCUAAAGUUAAUUACAGUUUAAAUAAAUAAAUAAUUUUAAAAAGUUCCAAAAUAAUAAAGACAUUUCAAAUGUCAUAUUAUGUCUAUAUACAGUGUUGUAACGAUGUGCAAAUAGUUAAAGUACAAAAGAGAAAAUAAAUAAACAUAAAUAUUAGUUCUAUUUACAAUGGUGUUUGUUCUUCACUGGUUGCCCUUUUCUCGUGGCAACAGGUCACAAAUCUUGCUGCUGUGAUGCACACUGUGGUAUUUCACCCAACAGAUAUGGGAGUUUAUCAAAAUUGGAUUUGUAGAAUUUAACUGCUAAUUAGCAGGUAUCGGCCUAAUUCUGCUCUGUACGAAUUAUUUGGUGUUUUACGUUGUACACGGAGGAUAUUUUUGCAGAAUUCUGCGUGCAGAGUUUCAAUUUGGUGUUUUUCCCCUUUUGUGAAUUCUUGGUUGGUGAACGGACCCCAGACCUCACAACCAUAAAGGGCAAUGGGUUCUAUAACUGAUUCAAGUAUUUUUAGCCAGAUCCUAACUGGUUUAUCGAAUGUUAUAUUAUGUUAUGUUAAGGCAGACAACACCACUUGCGUCGCGUGCGCGAGCAGGUACCCACGUGCCAUCUCCUCAUUGGUUUAUAGAAGCAGGUACCCACGUGCCAUCUCCUCAUUGGUUUAUAGAAGCAGGUACCCACGUGCCAUCUCCUCAUUGGUUUAUAGAAGCAGGUACCCACGUGCCAUCUCCUCAUUGGUUUAUAGAAGCAGGUACCCACGUGCCAUCUCCUCAUUGGUUUAUAGAAGCAGGUACCCACGUGCCAUCUCCUCAUUGGUUUAUAGAAGCAGGUACCCACGUGCCAUCUCCUCAUUGGUUUAUAGAAGCAGGUACCCACGUGCCAUCUCCUCAUUGGUUUAUAGAAGCAGGUACCCACGUGCCAUCUCCUCAUUGGUUUAUAGAAGCAGGUACCCACGUGCCAUCUCCUCAUUGGUUUAUAGAAGCAGGUACCCACGUGCCAUCUCCUCAUUGGUUUAUAGAAGCAGGUACCCACGUGCCAUCUCCUCAUUGGUUUAUAGAAGCAGGUGCCAUCUCCUCAUUGGUUUAUAGAAGCAGGUGCCAUCUCCUCAUUGGUUUAUAGAAGCAGGUGCCAUCUCCUCAUUGGUUUAUAGAAGCAGGUGCCAUCUCCUCAUUGGUUUAUAGAAGCAGGUGCCAUCUCCUCAUUGGUUUAUAGAAGCAGGUGCCAUCUCCUCAUUGGUUUAUAGAAGCAGGUGCCAUCUCCUCAUUGGUUUAUAGAAGCAGGUGCCAUCUCCUCAUUGGUUUAUAGAAGCAGGUGCCAUCUCCUCAUUGGUUUAUAGAAGCAGGUGCCAUCUCCUCAUUGGUUAUACCCACAUGGAUGAAUGAAAGAUGAAUGAGGUCAGUGGCAGUAAUGCAUCUUAAUUUAUGAAAAGUUGACAAUAUAAAGUCCAGAGAAGAAAAAGCCUGGAAGGAAGAGAGAUGACUAGAAAUGAUUCGGUUGACCGUUUUAUGUGUGGAUUAAUUGUCAGAGUAGAGGACCUUGUGCAUUUCAGGUAAAAUAAUAACUCAAUGUUUAUAUCCCAGGCCUAACUAGCUAGCAACAAACAGCAAGCUAGCUAAAUUGGACACAUUAGCUAGCAAGUGCCAGCCAGCUAGCUAAAUUGGACACAUUAGCUAGCAAGUGCCAGCCAGCUAGCUAAAUUGGACACAUUAGCUAGCAAGUGCCAGCCAGCUAGCUAAAUUGCCCUAAAUGUUUAAUGCUCUUCGACCUGUCCCCAAAUUAAUAUAAUUGGUUGAGAAUUUGUUUUGAUAUUUUAACCCGCGUUUGGUGCAGGGGGACAAAAUACAUUUAUGCACGAUGGCGCCGGUUUGGGUUCAGAUCGCUCACAGCAAACAGUCUCUCUCUCUAUCUAGCGUUGCUGCAGUCUGUACUCUCUGGCCGGGAAUCCACUGGUCACACAAUAGAGAUAUUUACGUUGUCAAAUUGGACUUAUUUUAGUAUUUUCCUGAACUUCAACACACACAAAAAAAAUACUUUCGAAUUUGUAUGUUUGUAUGUUUGUGUUUCAGCCUGAUGGCAGCCCCGUCUCUUGGUUUGCUAUGAAGCUGAGGGAUGGGGCUGGAGAAAUGUAACCACAGACAGAGCUGUUGAUGCAAGUGGUCCGUAGUGGUCCGUAGUGGUCAGUAGUGGUCAGUAGUAGUCAGUAGUGGUCCGUAGUGGUCCGUAGUGGUCAGUAGUGGUCAGUAGUAGUCAGUAGUAGUCAGUAGUGGUCCGUAGUGGUCCAUAGUAGUCAGUAGUAGUCAGUAGUGGUCCGUAGUGGUCAGUAGUUGUCAGUAGUUGUCAGUAGUAGUCAGUAAUGGUCCGUAGUGGUCAGUAGUUGUCAGUAGUUGUCAGUAGUGGUCAGUAGUAGUCAGUAAUGGUCCGUAGUGGUCCGUAGUGGUCAGUAGUGGUCCGUAGUAGUCAGUAGUAGUCAGUAGUAGUCAGUAGUAGUCAGUAGUGGUCCAUAGUAGUCAGUAGUAGUCAGUAGUGGACUGUGGUAGUCAGUAGUAGUCAGUAGUAGUCAGUAGUGGUCUGUGGUAGUCAGUAGUGGUCCGUAGUAGUCAGUAGUAGUCAGUAGUAGUCAGUAGUGGUCUGUGGUAGUCAGUAGUAGUCAGUAGUAGUCAGUAGUGGUCUGUGGUAGUCAGUAGUAGUCAGUAGUAGUCAGUAGUAGUCAGUAGUAGUCAGUAGUAGUAUGUGGUAGUCAGUAAUAGUCAGUAGUAGUCAGUAGUGGUCUGUGGUAGUCAGUAGUAGUCAGUAGUAGUCAGUAGUAGUCAGUAGUGGUCAGUGGUAGUCAGUAGUAGUCAGUAGUAGUCAGUAGUAGUCAGUAGUAGUCAGUAGUGGUCAGUGGUAGUCAGUAGUAGUCAGUAGUAGUCAGUAGUUGUCAGUAGUAGUCAGUAGUGGUCAGUAGUAGUCAGUAGUAGUCAGUAGUAGUCAGUAGUAGUCAGUAGUGGUCUGUGGUAGUCAGUAGUAGUCAGUAGUAGUAUGUGGUAGUCAGUAAUAGUCAGUAGUAGUCAGUAGUAGUCAGUAGUAGUCAGUAGUGGUCUGUGGUAGUCAGUAGUAGUCAGUAGUGGUCUGUGGUAGUCAGUAGUAGUCAGUAGUAGUCAGUAGUGGUCCGUAGUAGUCAGUAGUAGUCAGUAGUAGUCAGUAGUGGUCUGUGGUAGUCAGUAGUAGUCAGUAGUAGUCAGUAGUGGUCUGUGGUAGUCAGUAGUAGUCAGUAGUAGUCAGUAGUAGUCAGUAGUAGUCAGUAGUAGUAUGUGGUAGUCAGUAAUAGUCAGUAGUAGUCAGUAGUGGUCUGUGGUAGUCAGUAGUAGUCAGUAGUAGUCAGUAGUAGUCAGUAGAAGUCAGUAGUAGUCAGUAGUGGUCAGUGGUAGUCAGUAGUAGUCAGUAGUAGUCAGUAGUAGUCAGUAGUGGUCAGUGGUAGUCAGUAGUAGUCAGUAGUAGUCAGUAGUUGUCAGUAGUAGUCAGUAGUGGUCAGUAGUAGUCAGUAGUGGUCUGUGGUAGUCAGUAGUAGUCAGUAGUAGUCAGUAGUAGUCAGUAGUAGUCAGUAGUGGUCUGUGGUAGUCAGUAGUAGUCAGUAGUAGUCAGUAGUAGUCAGUAGUGGUCCGUGGUAGUCAGUAGUAGUCAGUAGUAGUCAGUAGUAGUCAGUAGUGGUCCGUGUGUGGCUUUGUGUCUGUUUUGUAAUAUGAUCCU
Oncorhynchus keta (chum salmon) is the source of this 6875-nucleotide messenger RNA. RefSeq lists its product as uncharacterized. Bases 1250 to 2194 code for a protein of 314 amino acids. Lineage: Eukaryota; Metazoa; Chordata; Actinopteri; Salmoniformes; Salmonidae. The record is from RefSeq and is a predicted model, not a curated record. The transcript is spliced from 6 exons.